AUGUUAUGUUCGCAAAGUUUCGGUACAAUUAUUGCCACAAUAUUAGGUCAAAAUAAACGUUUGUCUGUCAUGACAUCCAUGACCUCAUUCAUAGCACUUGUGUUUUUCUGUAACUAUGCCAUACCUAUCAAAGAGUUUAUAUAUCCCUUUCAACUAUUCAGUGAAAUAACUUUUCAGAAACAUCUAUUCAACGGAUUAUUAAUAGUGACCUACGGUUUGGGUCGAUGUGGUUCAGGACAGUCACGUGUUUUCUAUGAUUACAAGAUUGAUGACAACAGUAGUGGUGGUAAAAGUCAUCGAGACUUCUGGUUUUGUUUAAUGUCAUUACUGAUCAUAUUUUUGGUGCUUAAGAUAAUUGAAUUUGUUUUGCUAAUCACAUCUAUAAAUGUGAAUUUUGAGGAAACCCAAAAUAAUGAUCAGUUAGCCGAUGAAAAUGGUCUACAAUUUAAUAGAUUACUAUUAAUUGCAUGGAUUGAAUUAACAUUAGUUAGAGUGCAGACAAAUAGCAAAAAAACUAAAAAAAAUAUUUUUAAUCAACUAAGUGGUGGCUUUGACUUAAACACAAUAAAUGCUGUGAUGGGACCGUCCGGUGCCGGCAAGACAUCAUUACUAAAAUGUCUGAGCGGUCAAAAUAGUCAACAUUUGACAGAUAAGUCUAAAAUAUAUUUGACAUCUUCAAUGAAGAUCAGGACGUGUUUUAUAUCGCAAAACAUUUUUGAUCAUUUAGUCACUGGUUUGACUGUAAAACAAUAUUUAAUAUAUGCAUCAAAAUUGAAAAAUAGUUGUUUUAGUGGAAAAUCAAUUGAUCACAAAGUAAUUACAGAUAAAUUGAUGGAUGAGAUGUUAAUUAAUGAUAUUAGCGAUAUAAAUGUUUCGCACUGUAGUGGCGGACAACUUAAGCGUAUUGUCAUUGCAUCGGAACUGACGGUAUAUUGUAAGCCAAAUAUUUUGUUCAUCGAUGAGCCUACCAGUGGUGUCGACAGCUAUAGUGCACUAAAGAUAAUUUCAUGUUUGAAGAUGUUAUGUCGUCGUCACAAUAUGUCUGUUAUAACUACUAUACAUCAGCCAAAUAGUGAUUUACUUGAAUUAUUUGAUAAGGUAUACGUGUUGUCCAGGUCUGGCACAAACAUAUUUAGUGGUCGACCGCAAGAUAUACACCAUUUUCUUAACGCAAACGACAGUUCCUAUCAGCAAAAUCUACAUCCAAUUGAGCACAUGUUGAUGUUGGCAUCGGUAGACCAUGAAAACAGUUGUCUGAAAAAGUUAUCUCAAACAAACAACUUGUCAACAAAAGAGGGACUUAUUUCCCGGUGCAAUGUUCAGACAAUUGAAUCAACCAAAGACAUGUUUUUUAGAUCAAAACGUUUUUAUUUGUCCGAUCUCUGGCAUCUAACCGUCCGCAAUAUGUUGUGUUCCUAUGUUUACGAAUGGAAGUCUAUAUGUUUUCAAAUUGUCUUAUACCUGGGUUUGGCUAUAGGUUUGUCUACACUUUACAAUCGACGCAUGAUUUUGGCGGACGGUUGUGUCGAUGACAACAUAUUCACUUAUGGCAUGAAUUGUACUGAAACUGAAGAGAGUCUUAAUGAUGAAUCACUAUUGAAACGUAACCUACAGUAUCACAUGUCGUUUCUUAUGGGAUCAUCUUUUAUACAGAUAAUACUGACAACAAUGACUUUCUCAUCGAAAGUCAACAUAUUUUUUAAUGAACACCGAAACGGUUGGUAUAGUACAGGUGCUUAUUAUAUUAGCAAAUCGGUGAUUGAUUUUCUACCAUUGCUGAUAUCGAUGCUUAUGUUCAGCUAUAUAAUCAAUUAUUACGACUCCAAACGCAUGUAUUUUGUAUAUCUCUAUACACUGUUGUUUGUGGUUUUGUGUUCACAGAGUUUUGGCCACAUAUCAGGCAUUAUAUUUAGUAACAAUCAAUCGAUGAUGAGUUUCACUACAUUUUUCAAGUGUUAA
Messenger RNA from Oppia nitens, 1959 nucleotides. Its product is annotated as ATP-binding cassette sub-family G member 1-like. The transcript is spliced from 5 exons. Gene Ontology annotation, cellular component: membrane. Gene Ontology annotation, molecular function: ABC-type transporter activity; ATP hydrolysis activity; ATP binding. Bases 1 to 1959 code for a protein of 652 amino acids. Lineage: Eukaryota; Metazoa; Arthropoda; Arachnida; Sarcoptiformes; Oppiidae. The record is from RefSeq and is a predicted model, not a curated record.